AUGCAGGGCCCUUUUGAAGAUAAGGAAGCUCUAGCUGACAUAUUUACUUAAGUAAAAGAUGUAGAUGAGCAAAUAUUUGAUGUCAUAUUAAAAAUAUUUAGUAAGGAAAAAGUUUAAGACUGUAUUGGAUAUUUUUCAGAUAUUGAGAAUCAUAGACAUUUAGAAUAAUCAAUCUUCCAACAACAAGAAUACUUAAAACUAGUCGAUGAGUAAUAGAAAUUGCACGAUGUUAGAAAUAAAAUAAACAAAAUUACAAAUGUCUUAAAAAAAUUAAAAGAUCAUUAGUUCAAUAACAAAGAUUUUUCAACAGAAGAAAAUUAUAAAUCUACUUUAGAUCUAAUUAACAGAAUAAAGGAUGAGAGAUAAACUAUAUAAUUCCUAAAAUUUUUAGUUCACCUCACAACUAUAGUAGAACAAUUCAUUCAAUGUGGAUCAAAUUCACUAUGUUUAUUAGUUGAAAUGAAGGUAGAUUUGACAAAAAAGAAUUUUGAAAAUAUAAAGAUUAAAAACACCUAGUUGAUUGGAGCUAAUUUUUCAAGAUGUAAUUUGAAUGGAUCUCAUUUUGAAAAUGUAGAUAUAAGUGGAAUGAACUUAAAUGGUGCCUAAUUAUUUUAUUGUAAAUGGAAAAAUAUUAAAAUUAAUGAAUUAAUUUUUUUUGAUUGUCAGGGGGAAGUGUCAAAUCUAUAUGUUUCUCUCCUGAUAGCAGUACGAUAGCAUUAUGUUGUAAGGACAAGUCUAUCCGUUUAUAGGAUAUAAAAACAGGAAAAGAAAUAUUUAAGUUCGAUAAUCAUAGGGAUUUUGUAUUUCGGCAUGUUUCUCUCCUGAUGGCAAAACAUUAGCCUCUUGUAGUAAGGAUAAGUCUAUUUUGUUAUGGGAUCUUUAGGCUGGAUAACAAGUAUUGAAAUUUUAUAAAAUGAAAUUAGAAGGACAUAGAGAUUGCAUAUGUACAGUUUCAUUUUCUCCAAAAGGAGAUGAAAUAGCAUCAGGCAGUAAUGAUAAAAAAAUCAUUUUAUGUGAUUCUAAAACAGGAUAACCAAUUAGAAAAUUAGUAGGCCACAAUGGAAUUGUUUUGGCAAUAUGCUUUUCUCCUUCAGGUUCUAUAUUAGCAUCUGGUAGUCGAGACAACUCUAUAUGUUUAUGGAAUACAUAGACAGGUUAACAAUAAUCAUAACUAUAUUGUAAUGGAGGUUAUAUUCAAUCAUUAUGCUUUUCUCCUGAUGGUACUACAUUAGCAUCUGGUAGUUCAUAUAGCAUUUUGUGUGUAUGGACUGUGAAGACAGGAAAAGAAAUAUUUUAAAAAGAUUGUUAAAUUGGAAUUAUUUUUUCUAUAUAAUUUUCACCAGAUGGUACUACUUUAGGAUCUGGUAGCGAAGAUAAUUCUGUUCACUUAUGGAAUUCUAAGACGAGUGAACAAAAAUUAAAAUUGCUUGGCCAUAGCAAUUAUGUAAGAACAGUUUCAUUCUCCCCUGAUAGUACAACCUUGGCAUCUGGUAGUGAUGAUUAUUCUAUCCGUUUAUGGAAUCUAAAAACAGGUUAAGAAAAAUCUAAAUUAGAUGGUCAUCAUGACUGCGUAUUAUCAGUGUGUUUCUCGCAUGAUGGAAAAAAACUUGCUUCUAGUGGAAUUGAUGUAUCUAUCUGUAUCUGGGAUGUAUAAGAAAAAUUCACCUUGGAUAGUCUGUAAGAUAAUAUGCCUUUAGCAUGUAUUUCACCAGAUGGAAAUACAUUAGCUUCUGGUAGUUAUGAUAACUCUAUCCGUCUAUGGGAGGUCAAAACAGGAUAAUAAAAAGCCUAAUUAGAUGGUCAUACUCAUUAUGUUAUAUGGGAAAUCAAAAACAAGUAUUGUUCAGAUUAUAUAUUUAAAGAAAUUUAGGUUAAAAAUACAAGAUAUCCUUUUUUAACACACUUUGCAGUAAAAUAAUAUUAUUUAACAUUUAGAUACAUCUAAUAUUAUGGUUUACCCAGACUUCAAUUUUUCAAGUUUUAAGAGAGUUGUUUAUAAAAAACCGUUUCCUUUUAGGAGAAUUAUUGGAGUAAAUUAUAAUUUCUUACCAUAAAACUUGAUUAAUUUAAAAACUAACAUAAAUUAACCCUUAAUUUAAAUCUAUUUUAAUAUACUUCUUGUGUCCAAUAUUUGUUGA
Messenger RNA from Paramecium pentaurelia, 2138 nucleotides. The record is from the annotation of a GenBank genome assembly. Lineage: Eukaryota; Ciliophora; Oligohymenophorea; Peniculida; Parameciidae.